Molecule: messenger RNA, 1271 nt
Organism: Ipomoea nil (Japanese morning glory)
Lineage: Eukaryota; Viridiplantae; Streptophyta; Magnoliopsida; Solanales; Convolvulaceae
Product: auxin-responsive protein IAA16-like
Exons: 6
Coding region: 52-939 (295 amino acids)
Biological process (GO): regulation of DNA-templated transcription
Cellular component (GO): nucleus
Molecular function (GO): protein binding
Source: RefSeq, a predicted model, not a curated record
GUUUGGUUCUGGUUGUGUUUAUUGAGAGUGGGUAUUGUUGAGACAAAAGAGAUGGAGGAAUAUGCAAGAAAGGGUGAAAGGUAUGGCGGCGGUUCUGAGGAGGAAAAGCUUGAGCUGAGGCUUGGUCCACCAGAUGGAGGGUGGUCCUCCAGAGGAAGGGAGGAGUCUUCUUCACUUCUGAGUUUUGGGUAUUUCUCUAAUGGUGGGAAGAGAGGGUUUAUGGAGUGUGUUAAUGGAGGUAGUCAAGCCCCCCACAAAUUCUCUUCAUUUCUUCAGCUGAGUUCACAGGGCCAUAUGGGUGUGACUGUGAAGGAAUCAUCACAGCCUGGUUGCAACAAAGGAGUAGAGGUUCAGAGUUGUUCAGAAAAGAAGGCACCUGCAAAUACAACACCCACAGCUGUGCCCAACAACACCUCUCAGAAAAGGACUGCUGCUGCUCCAGUUGUGGGGUGGCCUCCACUGCGUUCGUUUAGGAAGAAUCUUGCGAGUAGCAGCAGCUCUCAGAAGCCAGUUUCUGAGGCGCAAAAUGUGGUCCCAAACAAGGCUUCCAGUGAAAAACCCAUGGAAAGUAACCCGAAAGGCUUGUUUGUUAAGAUCAACAUGGAUGGGGUUCCCAUUGGAAGGAAAGUGGACCUUAAAGCCUAUGACAGCUAUGACAAGCUUUCCUCCGCUGUUGAUGAACUGUUUAGAGGACUUCUUGCAGCGCAAAAUGAACCUUGUGCUGGUGGAAAAUGGAACAAGGAAGACGGGGAGAAAGCCAUUACUGGGCUUCUGGAUGGGAGCGGGGAAUAUACUCUUGUUUAUGAGGAUAAUGAAGGGGACAGGAUGCUUGUUGGGGAUGUCCCUUGGCACAUGUUCGUGUCUGCUGUGAAGAGGCUGCGGGUGUUGAAAAGCUCUGAACUUUCCACGCUAAGAUGUGGGAAGCAGGUGAAGCUUUGAGGUUUAGGAAGAUGAAGCAGCAGCCAUUUGUUUCUGCAACUCUGACAUAUUAGAGAGAGCAAAAUUGAUGGUGUUUGAGCAGAAAGAGAUUGUAUGUAGAUUAUUAUGACUUUUGGAUUUGGGAUGAUAUGAUAAUUUUCACUUGCCUUUAUUAUUAUUAUUAUACUUUUGGAUUAUAGUCUUCUCCCAAAAGUUAGCUGUGUAUGAAAAAACAGACAACCAGAUGUUUUUACCAGUAAAAUUUUCUUUUCUUACCAAGUAUUUGUAACUGUUGUUACCUAUCUGUGUUGUGUGUUUCUUGAUUCAUAAACCUGGGAAUGAAAUCUUGCUCU